Nicotiana attenuata is the source of this 666-nucleotide messenger RNA. RefSeq lists its product as uncharacterized. The coding region runs from base 1 to 666 and encodes 221 amino acids. The record is from RefSeq and is a predicted model, not a curated record. The transcript is spliced from 4 exons. Lineage: Eukaryota; Viridiplantae; Streptophyta; Magnoliopsida; Solanales; Solanaceae.
AUGGUCACAGUAAGGUCUAUAGGGGCUCUUGCUGCUGCUUCACGUUGGUUUGUGUUUCAAAUGGAUGUUCAUAAUAAAUUUCUGCAGGGUGAUCUGAGUAAGAUGUUUAUAUGCAAAUUCCUAAUGGCUUUUCAAGCCAGGGGGAGUAUCAGAAGGAAAGGAGCAGAUUUCGUGAUUGUGCUUGUCUAUGUUGAUGACUUGCUAGUAACUGGCAGUAAUCUAAACUUGAUUGUGAAGCCAGGAAAGAACCUGCAGAGCAGGUUACUUGAAGAUAGAAGUGGUUGUCAAAGAAUAGUGAGAAGACUAUUGUACUUGACCAUGACUAGACCUGGCAUAGCCUUUGUCGUACAGGUUCUGAGUCAGUUGAUACAUGCUCCCAAACAAUCACAUAUAGAUGCUGCAAUGAGAAUUAUCAGGUACAUUAAAGGUAAUCCUGGUCUUGGGCUAUUUCUACCAUCAAUUGGCAAUCAAAAGCUGAAGCAAGGAACAGUUUCAAGAAGCUUAGUUGAAACAGAGUUCAGAAGCAUGGCCACUACUGUUGCAGAGACAAAGUGGUUGGUUGGAUUAUUUGAAGAGUUGGGAGUAUCAGUUGAGUUUGCAGUUCAACUUCACUGUGAUAGCAAAGCUGCAAUUCAAAUUGCAGCUCAUCCUAUUUUUCACGAAUGA